Messenger RNA from Gambusia affinis (western mosquitofish), 9921 nucleotides. RefSeq names its product axoneme-associated protein mst101(2)-like. The coding region runs from base 75 to 6110 and encodes 2011 amino acids. Gene Ontology annotation, biological process: regulation of transcription by RNA polymerase II. The record is from RefSeq and is a predicted model, not a curated record. NCBI's taxonomy places the organism in Eukaryota, Metazoa, Chordata, Actinopteri, Cyprinodontiformes, Poeciliidae. The transcript has 10 exons. Gene Ontology annotation, cellular component: nucleus. Gene Ontology annotation, molecular function: DNA binding; DNA-binding transcription factor activity, RNA polymerase II-specific.
UGUCCAAUCAGCGCCGGGGAUGGUGGCUAUGUGAGUUGUGUGGUAAACGCUACGAGCAAGGCUAGACAGUCAGUAUGGCGGAGGGGAGCAGUGUAAGCGACUCAGAGGGGCUAGAAAAGCGGUUAGAGAGCCUACUGAGCCGCUACUCAGGUGACGAAUCCGGAGCUGACAGCGAGCUGUUCUGCGCUGAUUUCUGGAAGGUGGUGGAUGAGUCUGCCUCUCACUGCCGCGUCCCGCUGCCUCGCCUCAGGAUCCUCCAAGUGGCUCUGCGGCAGUUUUCUCGAGCCUCGGCCUUCUUCCCAACAAGCUGUGAUCAUGUAGGCCACACUAUCAGUAGUCUGGCGCUGAGUGUGUUUGAGUUGCUGCUGUUUUUUGACCAGAAGGAUUUCAACGAGGAGCCCUUAAAACAUUUCACUGCUACAUUCCAGGAGUGUCGUUCAGUCUUAGCGAAGUAUGAAAAUGUUUUUCUACUUCAAGUGGAGCGUUUCCUCCAGCAGGGCGGACCGUGGGCCACCCCCGCCUUACAGGCCAUCCUCAGUGAAUCCAGUUUACCUCAGAUUGAAGUGGAUCGUUACAUUAGCUCUGAGCCGCCGGUGUUCCUCGACCUCCGCGUUCGCUACCUUUCAUCCUGCGGUCGCCGCAGCGACGCCGCAGCUCUGGCUAAAUGCUGCAUUCGGUGUCCCGCUGCAGGACAGCCGCUGUUCUUCCUCCAGGUCUACCUCUCAUGGCUUCUCAGAACAACACAGCACGACCGCCUGCACCAGGAGGUGGCUGACAUUAACAGCAAAGAUGCUCUACACAUCAUCUGCAACCUGGAGUGUGAGGAGACGGAUGAGAUGCUUUUAGCUCUCAGCACUGCCUUCCUGUCUCAGCAGCUCCAGAGAGGAGACAUGUACUAUCUAUGCGAGCUCGUCCUGGUGUGGACCAGCCUCCACAGACGGUUAAAGACGUCCAAACAGACUCUGUUGGAGGCGUGUCGUCAGCUGAUGCUGUCCGCCACGAACAUCAAAUCGAUCUUUCCCUUCAUCAGAGCCGUGCUGCAGGAGGUCGGUGAAGACGGAGUGCAGUUCUGUGUGGAGCUCUGUGCCAACACUCUGAGAUCAUGUCUUCCAUGCGACGUCCUCACAAAGACGCUCAUUUAUAAAACCAUCGCCGGGCUGCUGGCCAGCGACCUAGACGUGUGCCGGGCGUGUGCUCUGCUCGUCUUCUUCCUGGAGCGCACCGUCGAGUCCUACAAGACGGUGUACCUGCUCUACAUGCACCCCGACCAGGAAUACCACGUGGAUGACAGCCCGAUAAGGAAUAAUGUUCGCUUUGAGACCCUACAGGUUCUGAAGAAGGAUUUGUAUUUUGACCCGGAGUUCUGGAACCUCAUUGCUUUGCGGACCAACUGUUUGAAGCUGAUGAGUGAGAAGGUGGUUAGUGCUGCUCUGGAAGAAAUCAUGGAAGACAAAUGGAUCUCCAAGUAUUGCACCAGGGGUUCUGCCCUCCGCUCAGUUUGUCAAAGAGGACCUGCUGCUAAAAAACGACAUCAUAAGGAAGGUAGAUUUUGUAAAACAGAUUCAAACACUGGAGCCAAAAGAUUUAAGAUGGACUCUGAGAAAAUGCGCGUAAAUAAUCAUGCUCUAAGAAGAAGAGGCAACCAGGGAUCAAAAGCUUUGAGAGAAUCUUCUACUGGACCUUUGAGGCGCUCAUUUUGGCAGCUUGACAGAAUACAUGGCAGUUUGACACUGAGGUAUGACGAACAUCGGCGCACGACGAGGUUUUCUGAGAGAAACCUGCCAAAACGAAAGAUCAAGAAGCCCAAGUGGCUCCUGGACGAUUCAGGAAUGCUGGAGAACGUUCCGCUAAAGAUGAAAAGGAACGGAUUGAAACCACAAAAGCUUCUGCGAUCCUGUGUAAUGAAAAGAUCCCAAACCGGUCCCAUGAAAAACAACGCCAAACUCAAACCUCAAGUACACAGUCGUCUGAAACCGAAGGAGAACAAGUACCAGAACGGGUUCUCUUUGGAUUCUAUGAAACCGGCAAACCCUCCCCAAAUCAUCCUAGAGUUGUCUCUUCCAGACAACGAACUGAUGGAUACGUUUAGUGACGAUUCUUGCAACCGGCCCAAAAGGUUCUCUCAAGUGCUUCUUUACAAACCAACAGUGAAAUAUCCUGAUACUUCACCUCCAACGAAGACCGGGCACGGCAAAGAGGUGAUUCUAAGAUCGCGGGAUGCCACCAUGUUUGUGCAGCUGCUGCACUGCUACGCACGGCGGCAAAGAGGAAAAGGUAGCGGCUCCAACGUUCAUGGCUCCGUGUCGACAAUCACACGUUCGUCGGCGCAAGGAAGCCCGUCAAAGGAUUCAGAAUUAUGUGAGAGGCCUGUCUCCGGGCCUAAAGGUACCACACCAGAAAAGGUCAAAGAGAGGGGGUUGCAUGUUUCAGAAAAGCUUCCCAAAGCUCAAAGCACAAAAGAAGCCCUCGAUUCCUCUGGAACCUCUCAAGCUGAAACAGAGAAGGACUUUCAAAAUGAUCGAUCUGAAAGUUCUCCUGCAAAUGUUCAAGACUUCCAACAAGUUGAGUCCAUCGCCUCAGGCGGAGAAGCAUUUGAGGUGUCGGCUGUUGAAAUGAAAGUCACCAUUGCCUCACAAGCCUCGGUUUUAGCCAAAGUCUCCAAGCCUCCAAUAAAAGAAGAUGUAGACCAAGUUUCACCAAUCUCAAAGGUGGUGAAGAAUAAGAAGAAAUCUACAGAUGAAGUCCAGUUGGCUUCGAUUAACAAUAGUGACUCGGAUAAUAAUCUUCUUUCACAAUCUGAAGAUGUUGGCUUCAACAGCGUAGAACAGGAAAUCAAGUCCCUGUCAUCUCAGGAAGACGGCAGCAAGAACUCCAAGGCAGGCAGUGACUCUCCCAACAUGGCUGCUGCAGAGAUGUUGAGGAAAUCUCCAAAAGGAAAGGCGCCUCAUAGAAAUGACAAAAGCGCAGUUAAAAAUGUCAGUUUAGCUGCUUCUUGUAGUUCCGACAAGUCUAUAUGGACGUUACCAACAGAGCUGGUCACUGAACUUUCACCCGAGCAGCUUACAGAUCAACAUCAAUGCUACUCUAAAGGUCAGGCGGGUAAAGGCAAGCUUAAGCAUUCUCAGAAAACAGAAACUACCUCUAACUACGCUGUGCGGGAACAGGAGGUGGCUGCAGUUGAUGUGCAAGUUAAGAAAGAAAAUUCAAAAGCUCAGGAUACUCGUUCAGAAACAUCUGAGAACAGUGAGCUUAUGGAAACGGCCCCGGAAACGGAGGAAUCCAAGCUGGAGCAUUUCUGCACCUACUGCAACAAGUUCUUCAUGGGGGCUCGGGUUGUAGAGCAUGCAAUGUUCCACUUCCGAAAAGACGAGUGCACUUUCUGCAGAACGGUCUUCAAAGACGACCUGUUGGCCAUGGUGCACCUCUCCGAUCAUAUAGAGAAAAUGAAGAGGUUGAAAACUGAAGAAACCAGCGCUGCUACACCAAAAACCUCAGCCAAAGCGAAGACGACAAACGUGCCUUCUGGACACAAAGAGAAACUCAAGAACUCUGCGUCUGAACCCAGAACUUUAAGAUCUAAUCAAAAGCAAACGGGUGUAACAUCUUCACAUGACAAACAAACAUCCAAGCAUGUCAUUGGAGAAACUACCAGCCACAGGGUAAACGGGCAUAUUGGCAAAAAAGAGGGUGAUUUCAAGCUGGAACCUGUACAGCAACUGAGUUUUGAUAAAAGAAGGCGUCACCGAGUGUUUGAUUCAAGGUUGCAAGAAAAUAAGCUCAUUAAUUCUGAAAGUCCAGUACCAGGUCAAACCAAUAAGGAGCUGAAGUCUUCAGACGAUGGGAAGAAAAGGAGAGAAUCUUUACAACUUCAAGAAACAUACUCUAAUCCAAUUGUUGAUGUUGACGAGCAGGAGGAGAAGGUUUCCUGUCCUGCAAAAAGAUGCUCCUGGUUUACAAACCUCUCAAAGAACCGAGUUGGCCUGCUGUACCAUGCUCUGGACAAACACUACGGUGACAUCAAGCCUUUAGAGCUGGCGUUCCGCGUUGCAAAGAGCAAAUGCAGCAUCUGCAUGAGGGUGAUGUGGAGCUUCGAACACUUCCAGCACCACGUUGAGAGACACCGACUUGUCCCGAGGCACCCCUGCCUUCACCGGGGCUGCAAGGCCAGGUUCAAGAGCGGAAUGGAAAUGCGACGGCACACCAGGAAGCACAGUCCGCUGCAGGCGAUGUGCUGUCGGCCCGGAUGCUCCCAGCUUUUCAUUUGUCUCUGGGCACUGAAUCUUCACGAGAGAGAACACUACGCUUCCAAGUCAGCUGAGCCAGACUCAAAUGCAAAUGCACAAAGAGGCGAAAGAUUGUCUAAAGAUUGUCCAUCUGAUGGAAAGAAAACUCAAAGCUCAGACGACCCCGUCAGGUUCACUUCCCUUAAGUUAAAAGAACAAACAAACGACUCUUUAAGAAGACGCAUUAAAGUUCAUCUGACUGUCAGCACAGCAGCUCAACAAUACAAGCUUAGAGUUAGAAACAAAAGCACUGAUUCUGAAAAAGACACUUCUCCUCAUCCCAAGUCCAUAAAUCUUAGGUUGAGGCAAACAUUAAGUAAAGGCCAAGCUCCCAAAAGUCAUAAAGUCGUCUCAUCAUCUUUUCUAAAACACAAAGCUAAAGUGAAGAAUAGGAAUAGGUUAAAGUUAAAGAAUGCCAGAAGAGCCGCUCAAGCUCUUAAGAAAAGAAGAUGUCCUCCAAGGUUGAGCAAAACUGCCGCCGGUCAGAAAAUACUCGCUCAAGACGCGAAAGAGAACAGUGAACUCGAUCAAGAGGACGUGAUGACAGAAACGACAUUGAAUGAUUCAGAGAUCAAGCAGAUUAAAACUAAGCUAAUAUCCAGCAGUAAAUUUCAAUCCACCAGUUCAAAACAGUCUGGCCUCACCAGACAGAAGUCGGCGGAUGGCAGAAAGAAACUUCGAAAGGUCAAGAAUCACUGCGCUUCUUCAGAUUCUGGCAAGUUGAAGAAAACCAAGACUGGAAGAGUUGAAGCGACUAAAAAGGCUGUCAAGAUACGUCAAGAGCUAAACUCUGCUUCGAGAGCGUCUGCGGAGUCCAAACGGGUUAAAGUCGAGGCUGUGGUGGAAAUUUCUGCUGAGGAGAAGGCGAAUAACCAAGAUUCCCUUCAGGAGGAGUCCAGUAGCUCCUUCCCAACAGAAGGUGCUGAGAAGACGUCAGGGGUUAGGAUAGAAGAAAGCACCAACGCCGCUGCUUCGAGCUCUGGCAAGCCACAGAAGAAAGGGGAAAUGUUGAAGAAAAGGCUCAAUCUGAAAGGCAAAAACCAAACCUUACAAAACCUCCACAAAUCCCCAAUGGAGGCCAAAGAGCAGGAUAAACAGGUGACUGCUAAAGGAGCAGAGGGAAUAUUUAAGGGGUUGAAAAAGUUAAUAAAGAGCACUCUUGUUGAGAAAGAAAAGAGGAAGGAAGCCCCUGAAAAUGCAGCUCUAGGAGCAUCCGCUCCAUCUAUUCCUACUGACAUUUUGACCGCUUGUCCAUCCAAAGUCCCUGAGGCAAACGAGCAGAGCAUUAAUCAAAAGGAAAAACAAAAGAAAUCAAAAAUUACAGAUAAGUCUGAAACCAGUAGAGCAACCAAGAGGCGUAAAGAGAUUAAUAAAGACAAGACACGAAAGCUUGCCAAGAAAAAAUGUAAAGAGGGCAAUCGGCUAGCAGCUGCUAAAGGAAAUCCUCCAACACAACCUACUCCGUCUGACAUUAAUUCUGCUAGCUGCUCUCUAAUCCUUGAAGACAAAGAAUGGAGCGAGGGAGUCGUUUCCAUGCCGUGUAAGAAAACCCUCGCAGCAUACGGCAAGAAGCCAUACCUGCGCCUGCCGCCCACUGCGUACCUGGACGAAAAGUACACCGCCAUGCCGAAGCGGAGGAAGGAGUCGCCGCUCUUCCAGUCCAGCAUCGUUCUUGAGUCGCCCUGUCUGAAAGCGGCUCUGCAGAGGCACCGGUGCGCCAAGUGCUUCUCCACUUUCAGCUGCGCCGAGGAGCUGCAGAGUCACAGCCAGCAGCAGAAGUGCUCAAACCUGUUUGGGUUCGACUCUGACGAUGAGGGUAACGGCUGAGCCACUGCUACAAGGACGACUUUUGGAUGCUAGCCAAGCUAGCACCAAACUUCUAGGAACCAGGGGACUGUGAUUGUACCUCAGCAAGUCCGCUCCCGAGACGCAGGAACAAACAUUUGACGCUUCAGGGCAGCGAACAUAAAGCCCUAAAGAAACUUCUGAACUGAACCCUUGGGAGGUUAAUAAAAGGAACGGUAGUACUGAAGUGCCUCCUCUUGGAACCGCCGUGUUGCGUCGCCCCAUAUGGAGACUAAAUCACAUAAAAACAAGGCUACAAAUGUUUCCAUUAGUAAGCCAUACACUGUUCUCAUAAGAACGAGUUGAUGUGUCCUCGUAUUGAAGAGAUUUGGAAUUGAAAAUUCAAUUUGAUCAUCUUAGGGUCCUAAUUUAGACUGAGUCUAAACUGCAGAGUGGUAAGGUAGCUGUGCGAGUAUUCAGUAAGAGGUUUUUUUUUUUUUUUUUAAAUGUAUAACUCUUGUUUAAAUACUAAUUUUAUUUCCUAUUGAGAAAAGGAUCCCUAUGGGGCUCGUUCUGCUCCACACUGCUUGUCCUUGCGGUAACCAACCAGUAGAGGGCAGUGUGCGCUAACCUCGAUCUAGUCAUCAAGGUAACUUCCCGUUUUUCCUGUUCAGAGAAGAUUUAAGGACACACAUUGCUUUAUUGUCACCUGAAUGCUUUCUGACGUGCUGAAGCUGCUCACUUUUUAUUUACCGCUGUGUUGACUUGAGAAAUGGCUCCAUUUUUUUUAAUUAGCUCAUAGCAAAGCUGUGUGUAAGUUAACAAUAAUUAUGAACCAGAAAAUGUGCCAGUGACCUACUAAUUUAUCAUGAUUAUUUUUGUUUUAAACGACGAUCAUAAUUCACAUUUGGGUGCGUUUUCUUUCCAGCUUUUCUUUCUUUUCGUCAUGUUUCGAUUGACCGCGGUGACGACGUUCCGCCAGUGAUGUUUGAUGCAGGAUCGUUGCAUCCGAGUGUUACUGUGAGGCCGCAUGUGUCUUUUCAUGAGCAGCGACAGGUUUUAUUUAUUGGCUUUCUUUUAUAGGUAUAUAAAUGUAUAUCUUUUGUAAAUACAUGAAGAGUUUCAAUGGCUUAUUCUAUAAAUGCUGGAGCCAGGUUUCUAUUUUGUUCUUGAGGGGCAGGGAGGCGGGGUGGGAAAUUAAAAUGUUUCAAAUUGCCUUGCAGGGCUUCAUUCAUUUUUUUAUUUUUUUAUUUUUUUUUAGGUUCUGUGCAGACAUGCAUAAAAAUGCGAGAAAUGUAAUAUUUUAGAUUCGUUAUUUUGUUGGGUGUUAUUUCAAAUGAGAGGGCCAAAAUGAAAUUGAAUCAGCCUUCUUUCCCGUUACUUUUUCUGUUCUUCGUCAACAUGACAACCCGAGACUUUAGACGAGGAAGGAACUUGAGUCCAAAUUAGGAAUUAGGUUGUUUCCCGCAGGUGUUCCAGUGAACCGUCACUGAGUAGGAAUGUUUCAUAUGCCGUUGGAAAGCCUGUUUCCUCUUAAAUGGUCUAAGGCUGAAAAUUUUCUGCUAAUGUCAAGGCAUUUGGUGGAGGCAGUGUGAUGAUGUGGGCUGGCGUGUCUUUCACUGGAAAAAACAGUUUGUUGUUGUAGACGGGGAGACGGAGAUUAGAUUCUGCAGCUGGUGUCGGCCCCUGUCUACAGGACUCUGUCCGCAGAGACCGCCUCAAGAAUUUGCGCUUGAACUUUGACCUCAACCCUGUUGACUUGUCUAAAUUAUCUGAUUAGUUUGGACAUGCUCUUUGGAGAGGAUUUGGAGUUUCUCAAUCGGAGGGUUUCACAUGCUUGACUCCCGCUCAACCCAAACAUAGAUUUCCCUUGUGCUGUUUGACAGUAGAGAAGGAGCCUCUCCAGCAGAUUUAUUGAUGAAUUUUCUCAGCCUUUCCUCUCGCCGAACAGGAAGGCAUCAAGAUGUUCUGUAACUGCUGAAACACUUCAACACCACCAAAUCUUACCACAUACUUUUGGUCUAGUUUUGACUACAAAUAUCUUAGUUUUGUCUUAUUCCAAGUAACUUUUGUGCAAGAAAUAUCAAUCUGAUUAAAUUAUACCAUUAAUAUUGCUGAAAAUUUACUAAUUGUAAGCAAAAUAUCUGCCAGUGGAACAAAAUUUUUAUCAGCGUGAAAGAGGUUGUGUUUUUUGCAGUGUAAAGACUCUUCCUAGCUUGUGUUCCUUUUGACAUUCUUCAUGUUCUGAGUUUUGAUCAGUCCAAUUGAGUGUAAAAAUGCAGGUGGUGUCACUUUUUUGUGUCCAGUAGCAUCGCAAUCCCAUGUUCUCGAACAUCUUUGUAGCUGCCAAAAACAAAUUGCAUAUACCUUUGUGGAUAUUGACGGUGCGACGACGACCGUUUUUGAGUUGCAUGUCCUGGAUUCAAGUAAAACUUUUAAGUUUUCCUUUUUAAUUACUUUCAGUGGUGCAUUUUAUCAACUCUGAUCAUCACUGGAAAGUGAAUUGAUUCCAUGGAAAAUGCUAGACUUGGAUUCAUUUCAUGCAGUAGUGUUUAUGUUAAAUUAGCUGAGAAUGAAAACCUCAGAAUUUAGAUUCUUGGGUGAAAAAGCUGAAUUAAAAUAGCUUUUCUAAAUUCAUGAAGACGUCUAUGGGUGUGAAAUGAGACAAAUCAGAUGACACAGCUCAGUCAGACAGCCUUUAAUCAAUACUUACUGAAGUAAUGAUGAUGGAUUCUUCUACAGCCCCAGAGCACAUGAACUACAACCAGUGGCACUUUUGGAUAUGGGCAGUUUUCCAGGGUGGUAUUAUAGAAGGGGCUCCCAAAAAAAAAACAUAAAAAAUGCGCAAUUUUUGCAUCUUGAUUUAAAAAAAACCCAGUGCUGCUGAGAGUAAUGAGAAUAAGAACUAGACUGCAUUUUAUUCCCUCCCAGAAUUGCGGAUUAUUUCAUGCGUUUUGAUUGGUUGAUGGCGGGAUGCCUUUCACUCAAAAACCACCACUGGUUUGCAAUCCUAGCUGCACUGCAGUCGCUCCUUCCACCCAGCAUUAAGCAUCAAAACUGAGAAUUAAAUAACUAACACUAUAUUUCAGUGAAUCAGAUGAAUAAGCAGCAGUCAUCAUUCCGAAUGUUUCCAGAAAACACUUGUUGCAAAACGAUGCGGCUUGCUUCACUUUAAAAUAAUAUAAUUGCUCUCUAGUUAUUAUCGUGAUUUAAAUACAGUUAUGUACAGCUACUCACAAAUCCAUCUUAAAAAUUUCACUAGUUUAUUUUCCGCUCUUUCUCUCUUUAAAUAUAAAACGUUUAAAUACAUAAAAAUAAAAUUACUCGGAGCGGGAACAGAUAAAUUAGAAGCAGACCCAGAACUGUCAGGUUGUAACUGGAUGUAGAAAUGUGUCAAGCGAUUCACCUCGUCGAAAAGAAGGGAGCGUAAGGAAUCAACAAAAGUGUACAUACCCCAGUUAAAAUGAGUUACAUUUGGAUGACAACAUCUAAAAAGUUGAAAAAUCAUUUGAAAACGUGCAGUCGAAACCAGACGGUGAAUAAAAAGAGACAAACUUUUUUUUUCUUUCUCACUCUGAAGUAAAAUCCUUCUCCUCGUUUUGGGUUCGAAUUAGAAAAAUUAUUUGUAUUUGCUUUUUUGAGUGAAGAUGUACUUUUUUUUUUCCACGUGCGCUUAUUUAACAUUUCUUAAUGUUUUCGACUCGGUUUCGGCGUUCAGUCGUCGAUACGAAAAUGAUUGAAAAUGAUUCUGAUUUAACCCGGCAUGAUAACAGAGGGUGUGCACACUUUAGAGAUCCUCUCUACAAGAUUUUCCUUCCAGCCAAUAUGGAAAUUUGCCUUAAGAUUCGUCUUU